This is a messenger RNA of Lepus europaeus (European hare), 4015 nucleotides long. RefSeq names its product cyclin and CBS domain divalent metal cation transport mediator 2 (gene CNNM2). The transcript has 8 exons. Gene Ontology annotation, biological process: transport; magnesium ion homeostasis. Bases 160 to 2763 code for a protein of 867 amino acids. Gene Ontology annotation, molecular function: magnesium ion transmembrane transporter activity. The record is from RefSeq and is a predicted model, not a curated record. NCBI's taxonomy places the organism in Eukaryota, Metazoa, Chordata, Mammalia, Lagomorpha, Leporidae. Gene Ontology annotation, cellular component: plasma membrane.
UCGGGGUUUCUCCGCUGGCUGCGGCCGAAUCAGUGUCAGUCAGGGAGGCGGACUGAUAAGCACUGGGCCUGACGCUCCGCCGCAGUCUCGCCCCGGGGCCGGUGCCUGUGCUCGCGCCGCCGGGUAGAAGGAUGAGGCCGCAGCUGGAGCAGCCACCCUAUGAUUGGCUGUGGCGCUUGUGAACCCGAAGUAAAGAUGGCGGGCGGGCAGGCAGCCGCCGCACUGCCCACUUGGAAGAUGGCGGCGCGCCGCAGCCCCAGCGCCCGCGACCGGGGGGUCCUGCAGGCGGCGGCGGCGCGGCUGCUGCUGCUGCUGCUGCUGAGCUGCUGCUGCGGCGCGGGCGGCUGCGCCGCGGCCGGCGAGAGCGAGGAGACCGUGAUCAUCGGGCUGCGGCUGGAGGACACGAACGACGUGUCGUUCAUGGAAGGGGGGGCGCUGCGGGUGAGCGAACGCACCCGGGUCAAGCUGCGGGUGUACGGGCAGAACAUCAACAACGAGACGUGGUCCCGCAUCGCCUUCACCGAGCACGAGCGGCAGCGCCACGGCCCCGCGCCGCCGGAGCCGGACAGCGGCCCCCAGCGCUGCGGCAUCCGCACCUCGGACAUCAUCAUCCUGCCGCACAUCAUCCUCAACCGCCGCACGUCUGGCAUCAUCGAGAUCGAGAUCAAGCCGCUGCGCAAGAUGGAGAAGAGCAAGUCCUACUACCUGUGCACGUCGCUCUCCACGCCCGCGCUGGGCGCCAGCGGCCCGGGCUCGGCGGGCGGCAAGGGCGGCGGCAAGGGCGGCGCGGGGGUGGCCGGGCUGCCGCCGCCGCCCUGGGCCGAGACCACCUGGAUCUACCACGACGGUGAGGACACCAAGAUGAUCGUGGGCGAGGAGAAGAAGUUCCUGCUGCCCUUCUGGCUGCAGGUGAUCUUCAUCUCGCUGCUGCUCUGCCUGUCGGGCAUGUUCAGCGGCCUCAACCUGGGGCUCAUGGCCCUGGACCCCAUGGAGCUGCGCAUCGUGCAGAACUGCGGCACCGAGAAGGAGAAGAACUACGCCAAGCGCAUCGAGCCCGUGCGCCGGCAGGGCAACUACCUGCUGUGCUCGCUGCUGCUGGGCAACGUGCUGGUCAACACCACGCUCACCAUCCUGCUGGACGACAUCGCCGGCUCGGGCCUCGUGGCCGUGGUGGUCUCCACCAUCGGCAUCGUCAUCUUCGGCGAGAUCGUGCCCCAGGCCAUCUGCUCCCGGCACGGCCUGGCCGUCGGCGCCAACACCAUCUUCCUCACCAAGUUCUUCAUGAUGAUGACCUUCCCGGCCUCGUACCCGGUCAGCAAGCUGCUGGACUGCGUCCUGGGCCAGGAGAUCGGCACCGUGUACAACCGGGAGAAGCUGCUGGAGAUGCUGCGGGUCACCGACCCCUACAACGACCUGGUCAAAGAGGAGCUGAACAUCAUCCAGGGCGCGCUGGAGCUGCGCACCAAGACGGUGGAGGACGUGAUGACCCCGCUGCGCGACUGCUUCAUGAUCACCGGAGAGGCCAUCCUGGACUUCAACACCAUGUCGGAGAUCAUGGAGAGCGGCUACACGCGCAUCCCCGUGUUCGAGGGCGAGCGCUCCAACAUCGUGGACCUGCUCUUCGUCAAGGACCUGGCCUUCGUGGAUCCGGACGACUGCACUCCGCUGAAAACCAUCACCAAGUUUUAUAACCACCCCUUGCACUUUGUUUUCAAUGACACCAAGUUGGACGCUAUGCUGGAGGAAUUUAAGAAAGGUAAAUCCCACCUGGCUAUUGUACAACGAGUAAACAACGAGGGAGAAGGGGACCCAUUUUAUGAAGUUCUGGGAAUUGUCACGUUAGAAGAUGUGAUUGAGGAAAUCAUCAAAUCUGAGAUCCUGGAUGAAACAGAUCUAUACACUGAUAACAGAACGAAAAAGAAAGUGGCCCACCGUGAAAGGAAGCAAGAUUUUUCUGCCUUUAAGCAGACAGACAGCGAGAUGAAGGUUAAAAUAUCACCACAGCUCCUCCUGGCCAUGCACCGUUUCCUAGCGACAGAAGUAGAAGCAUUUAGCCCAUCCCAGAUGUCAGAGAAGAUCCUCCUAAGGCUGCUAAAGCACCCCAAUGUCAUCCAGGAACUGAAGUACGAUGAGAAGAACAAGAAAGCCCCGGAAUACUACCUCUACCAGCGCAACAAGCCUGUCGACUACUUCGUGCUCAUUCUGCAGGGGAAGGUGGAAGUGGAAGCUGGGAAAGAAGGAAUGAAGUUUGAAGCAAGUGCGUUUUCAUACUACGGCGUGAUGGCCCUGACAGCCUCUCCAGUUCCUUUGUCCCUGUCUCGUACCUUUGUUGUCAGCAGAACAGAGUUGUUAGCAGCAGGUUCUCCAGGUGAAAACAAGUCGCCUCCCCGCCCGUGCGGCCUGAAUCACUCGGACUCGCUCAGCCGCAGUGACCGGAUGGAGGCGGUGACCCCGACGCUGGGGAGUGGCAACAACCAGCUGGGCUCCUCGUUCCUGCAAGUCUACGUCCCCGACUACUCCGUGCGAGCCCUCUCUGACCUGCAGUUUGUCAAGAUCUCCAGACAGCAAUACCAAAACGCCCUGAUGGCUUCCCGCAUGGACAGAACCCCUCAGUCCUCGGACAGUGAGAACACUAAGGUUGAAUUGACUCUUACCGAGCUGCAUGACGGGUUGCCCGACGAGACGGCCAACCUGCUCACCGAGCAGAACUGUGUGGCGCACAGCAAGGCCAACCACAGCCUGCACGGCGAGGGCGCCAUCUAGCGGCGGGGCCGGCCCGGCCUGCCCGUGACUUGGUCAGUGGGAGCCUGUGUGCCGCGCUGCAGACCAAAGACUUCGUCCCCUCGCCGGCGGCGGAGGAGGAGGCCGACGGCCAGGGGAGGGAUGGACGGCCGAGACGCGAGAGCCGCAGCUGGGGCGCGGCGGCCACGGGGCUGCGGAUGCACUGCUGCCCGGAUAGAACCACGUUUAUUUUUUCAGCUGUACCUUUUACCAUUAUUCACUGUCCUCCUCCCUCGAGUUGCAUGAAGUUGAAAAUGGUUGCGAUUUAUUUUUUCAAGAGAUCAUGUUUUUUUUUUUUUUUUUUUAAAGUGUCUUUUGCAGAGUUUUGAGUUGUUCUGUCGGAACUCUGCUGUGAGCCCUGAUGGGACCCUGAGAGCGCGGACUGGCCUGCCCGGCCCUCCUCUUCCUCUGUGCCCCAGCGGGUGUCGCUGUCGAACUUGAUGGCCCAAUGAAGCAAACCUGUCACUGCAGACGCUGCCCAGUCUCUGGUCACUGUGGGGUGUGGUCCGGCAGGGCCCUGCUGCGCUCGGAGCCGGCGUGGUUCUGAGCUGGACGCGGGGCGCCCCUUUCCCGCACGAGGGCGCAGUGUCUGCCUGCGGGGUGUGGCUCUGCCCGUCCCACCCUAAGGGACUUUUUCCUGUGAAAUGAAUGCUAACGAAUCCUAAGCCCCCGGUGACCGCUGGCAAGGGGCCGCUUGACUUCAUCCCCGCAUUCUGCCCUCCCGCGUGGCAACCCGGGAUGCUGCUACACAGAUGCCAAACGCCAACUUCCCCAGGGUUUCGCGGGGCAGGCGGGCCUGGAGUAGCUCCGCUCUGUGCCCAGGGGCGCUGCUGGCCCUGGGGCUUGCCAGCCCGUCUUCCCUGUCGGUCUUCUCCCCGGUGCCCCUGGGCCCAGGCCUGCGUGCCCGCCGCCUCGGUUAGGGCCAGAGAGGCUGCCAGUGUGGCCAGCAGGGCCUGUUCGGCCCCAGACAGGAGCUGAGAAACCAAAAGUGCGCUGUGGGCGCGCCCGGGCUCGUUGUGCGUGGGAACCGGAGCCUUAGCGGCGCUGGGUGUAUGCGUCCCCUCCCAGGCCCCAGCUGGCAGAGGGCGGCCUCCCGGGCCCCUUGGUCCCAGGUGCAGUAUCGCUCCGGGAGGCGCCAGGCCUCUCUCGGUGCCCUGUGGGACCCCUGCUGUGAGGCUCCCCAUCCAAGUGAAGCGGUCACUUCCUAACACGGUGAGGAGGGCGCCCCUACCAC